Oryza sativa Japonica Group (Japanese rice) is the source of this 682-nucleotide messenger RNA. RefSeq names its product pollen allergen Phl p 2. The record is from RefSeq and is a predicted model, not a curated record. Lineage: Eukaryota; Viridiplantae; Streptophyta; Magnoliopsida; Poales; Poaceae. Gene Ontology annotation, cellular component: extracellular region.
AACUGUAACAUGUAUCACCAAACAUAUCGAUCCAUCCCUGUACCAGUCAAGAAACAAGGAAGAUUACACCAACAAACAAACUAGCUAGCCAAUGGCCUCGUUGUCCUCUUUCCGGCUUGCCGUGGCGGUGGCAGCACUGUUGGUUGUUGGCUCAUGUGCCACUGAGCUCACCUUCAAGGUCGCUGAGGGCUCUAGCGCCAGUAGUCUAGAGCUUGUCACCAACAUCGCCAUCUCUGAGGUGGAGAUCAAGGAGAAGGGUGGCAAGGACUGGGUGGCGCUCAAGGAGUCAUCAUCUAACACCUGGACGAUCAAAAGUGAGGCGCCGCUCAAGGGCCCCUUCUCUGUCCGCUUCCUUGUCAAGAAUGGCGGCUACCGCGUCGUCGAUGAUGUCAUCCCCGAAAGCUUCACUGCUGGCUCUGAAUAUAAGAGUGGCAUCCAACUCUAAGUAAGAGGCAUGCAUACUCUUGUGUUGGGUCACAUGAGAAUUAUGAACCUCUAAAUAAUUAUCUCUUAAAAGAGAUCACGCCAUGUUUGAGCGAGCGAAUAAUUAAUUUUCUGUGGCUACUUUUUUGUAAUAGGCUGGUGUUAAAAUAAGGCAUACAUGUGUACUCCAAAAUAUUGUUGUGGAGCUAUAUGCGAGCAUGGUUUUGAAUAUAUGUUAUUUAUAUAAGAUACUAGGUGA